AUGGGCACCGGGGAUUUUAUCUGCAUUUCCAUGACCGGAGGGGCACCCUGGGGGUUCCGACUGCAGGGUGGCAAGGAGCAGAAGCAGCCCUUACAUGUUGCCAAGAUUCGAAGCCAAAGCAAAGCCUCUGGGUCUGGGCUCUGUGAGGGGGAUGAAGUGGUCUCUAUCAAUGGCAACGCUUGUGCAGACCUCACCUACCCUGAAGUCAUCAAGCUCAUGGAAAGUAUAACAGACUCUCUCCAAAUGCUCAUCAAAAGACCAUCCAGUGGAAUAAAUGAGACUUUGAUCUCGGAAACGGAAAACAAAAGCCAGGAGCACCCCACACAAGGCAGUUAUGUGGAAAGUACCACCCUGCAGAUCCAACCAGCCACAAAGACCCCGGAUAAAGAGAUCUGUGCCACCUCAGGCAAAAAUGGAGUUUUUCUAGAAGACGACCAUGGAAGUGGUCUCGAUUAUUCAGGAAUCAUCAAAGAAGAAACAGGCCUGAGUUACCAAGUGGUUCCCCAAAUACCUGAUUCCCAAAGAGGACACUUAGCAGAUGAGAUUAUUUUAAGGGAGAAAGUAGAAGCAGGGCAGCCAGGCCCUGUGGUUGAGCUACAACUAUCCCUUUCACAGGAGAGACCUAAGGUCACUCGUACCCCCACAGUGACUCUUCUGGGAGCUGAAAAAUCUAAGCCUCAUGAGUCAGACACUGAUUUACAGUGUGAUGGGAUCAUCCACAUAAAUUCAGUUCCUGCUGAGGAGAAAAAGGACCCUUCUCAGAGGUCCAGCAAGAUCAUCCAGAUCUGCAGCAGCAAAGAGUUGAGAGUGAUCCCAGGGAGAGAAGCAGGAGACCCAGGACUGCCCCAAGUGGAAGUGAUCCUCGACUGCUCUGACAGGCAGAAGACGGAAGGGUGCAGGCUGCAGGCAGGAAAGGGGUAUGUGGAUUCUCCAGUGGAAGGAGGGCAGUUAGAAGCACCUCCUUCUCUGGUAUCCUUUGCAGUCUCAUCAGAAGGCACAGAGCAGGGAGAAGAUCCACGCUCGGAUAGGGAUUACAGCAGACCUCACAAGCACAGGGCACGGCACGCACGUCUCAGAAGAAGUGAAAGCUUGUCAGAAAAGCAGGUGAAAGAAGCUAAAUCCAAAUGCAAGAGUAUUGCCCUCCUUCUAACAGAUGCCCCCAACCCCAACUCCAAGGGGGUGUUGAUGUUUAAGAAACGACGCCGGAGGGCCAGGAAAUACACCCUAGUCAGCUACGGCACUGGAGAGCUUGAGCGCGAGGCAGACGAGGAGGAAGGAGGUGACAGAGAGGAUUCCUGUGAAAUAGCAUUUCUAGGUACAAGUGAGUCAGAGGUAGAUGAAGAGUUAUUGUCGGACGUUGACGACACACAGGUGGUGACCUUUGACUGGGAUUCUGGACUGGUGGACAUUGAAAAGAAACUGAACACAAGAGACAAGAUGGAGAUGCUUCCAGACACCACAGGCAAGGGGGCCCUCAUGUUUGCCAAGCGGAGGGAGAGGAUGGAUCAGAUCACAGCCCAAAAAGAGGAGGAGAGGGUGAGUGCGAUGCCAAGCAGAGCGCCCGAUGCUGCACAGACAGAUGGUCUGACAACCAUAUCUUCCUACCAGAGAAAGGAAGAAGAGAGAGUGCAAACUGCCAUGAGCAGAAGCUACGCGGAGGUGAGUCAUGGCUUUGGCAAUGUACCCCAACAGAAUGGCUUCAGUGGGGUGCCUGAGACAGCAGAGGCCCAGAGGAUAAUUCCUAUGAACAGAACAGCAAAGCCGUUCCCGGGAUCUGGGAACCAGCCAGCAACCCCUUUCUCCCCAACUCGAAACAUGACAAGUCCCCUCGCUGACUUUCCGGCGCCUCCCCCUUAUUCUGCCAUCACUCCUCCUCCUGAUGCCUUCUCCAGAGGGGUGGUGAGUCCCAUAGCUAGCCCAACACAGCCACCUCCAUGGCCUCAGCCUGCCCCCUGGUCUCAGGCAGCCUUCUACGAUUCAUCGGAGCGAAUAGCUUCAAGAGAUGAGAGGAUUGCCGUGCCAGCCAAAAGAACGGGAAUAUUGCAGGAGGCAAAAAGGAGAAAUACCACAAAACCCAUGUUCACCUUCAAGGAGCCCAAAGUAAGCCCAAAUCCCGAACUCUUGUCACUUCUGCAAAAUUCAGAAGGCAAGCGGGGCACCGGAGCUGGAGGUGAUUCUGGACCGGAAGAAGACUACCUCAGCUUAGGCGCAGAGGCUUGCAACUUCAUGCAGAGCUCUUCUGCUAAGCAAAAGACCCCGCCACCAGUUGCUCCGAAACCUGCAGUCAAGUCAUCCUCUCAACCAGUAACCCCUGUAACUCCAGUUUCUCCAGUCUGGUCCCCAGGAGGAGCUCCAAAUCGUCCUCCUACCUUCCCCACUUCAAACUCAGUCCAGGGCCCUGUUGUAUCUUCUAUCAAAAUAGCCCAGCCUGCUUACCCUCCUGCCCGGCCUGCAAGUGCCCUGAACCUGGGUGGACCCUACAAAGGGCCACAAGCGGCAGUAGCCAGCCAGAAUUAUGCACCCAAACCAACAGCUCCUGCACCAACAGUGAAUACUGCUCAUGCUAGUGCAGUGGGACCAUCCAAUGAGCUUCCAGGAAUGAGUGGGAAAGGGGCCCAGCUCUUCGCCAAAAGGCAGUCGAGAAUGGAGAAGUAUGUGGUGGAUUCAGACACGGUGCAGGCCCAUGCUGCCCGGGCUCAGUCUCCCACUCCGUCUCUACCAGCCAGUUGGAAGUAUUCCUCUAAUGUCCGAGCCCCUCCUCCAGUGGGCUACAAUCCUAUCCUCUCCCCCUCCUACCCACUUGCUGCAGUCAAGUCCCAGUCAUCCGCCCCACAGGCCUCCAAAACAAGCAAGAAAAAGGGCAAGAAGCCCCUCAAUGCCUUGGAUGUGAUGAAACAUCAACCAUAUCAGCUAAAUGCGUCCUUGUUUACGUUCCAACCUCCAGAUGCAAAGGAGAGCCUCCCCCAGAAGUCAACAGCCAGGUUUAAUUCUGGGCCAGCCUUGAAGCAAGCCCUUCCACCCCGGCCAGUGAAUGCUAGCUCUCCCACCAGUGUACAGCCUUCAUCAGUGUACUCAGUUCCAGCCUAUAGCUCUCAGCCUGCCUUCAUUGCAGAGGCCACCUCACCAGUCAGCGCAUCCCCAGUGCCUGUGGCUAUCCCCACCUCUCCAAAGCAGGAAUCCACUGCAGCAUCUUAUUUCGUGGCACCAAGGCCUAAGUUCUCCGCCAAGAAAAGUGGUGUCACGGUUCAGGAGAGUGGAUGUUCCCUCUCUCUUCCUGGAAGGCCACUCCCACCCACCAUCUCUACGAUCCCUCCUUGGAUGAACCAGCCUGCUUCUGCCUACAAUAGCAAACCAGCCGAUGGGUCAGAGAAAACAAGAAAGAGACUAACUCCUUGGGAAGCAGCUGCAAAGUCUCCUCUUGGCCUAGUUGAUGAUGCCUUCAGACCCAGGAACAUCCAGGAGUCCAUUGUGGCAAACGUUGUCUCAGCAGCUAGAAGGAAGGUGCUCUCAGUGCCCUCAGAGAAUUGGAAAGAGAGGGUGUCCUAUGCUCCUCAAACCCAGAAAGCCAACAUAAGCUCACUUGGAAGGCAUGAGUAUAGUGUCGCCUCCAUACCCAGUAAUAGAAUGUCCACAAGUUCACAGUAUGGAUCACAGUUACCGUGUGCGUAUUAUAGGCAGCCUUCCAGAAAUGAUUCUGAGAUCAUGUCCAUGGAAACCAGGUCUGAUUACUGUCUCUCAGUAGCCGACUGCAAUUAUAAUGCACACCCCAGAGGUUGGAGGCGUCAAACAUAA
Messenger RNA from Elephantulus edwardii (Cape elephant shrew), 3792 nucleotides. It is a transcript of the gene SYNPO2, whose product is annotated as synaptopodin 2. Bases 1 to 3792 code for a protein of 1263 amino acids. Gene Ontology annotation, molecular function: actin binding. Gene Ontology annotation, biological process: positive regulation of actin filament bundle assembly. The transcript has 5 exons. The record is from RefSeq and is a predicted model, not a curated record. Lineage: Eukaryota; Metazoa; Chordata; Mammalia; Macroscelidea; Macroscelididae. Gene Ontology annotation, cellular component: nucleus; stress fiber; Z disc.